Molecule: messenger RNA, 375 nt
Organism: Aureobasidium melanogenum CBS 110374
Lineage: Eukaryota; Fungi; Ascomycota; Dothideomycetes; Dothideales; Saccotheciaceae
Exons: 2
Coding region: 1-375 (124 amino acids)
Source: RefSeq, a predicted model, not a curated record
AUGGCGCCCUGGAACGACACCGAGGACCGCCAGCUCCUUCUCUCUGUGAUCUCUGUCGCUCAGGUCAACCCCAACUGGGAGGAGGUUUCUAAGCAGAUGGGCAAGACCAAGGAGGCUGUUCGCCAGCGCUUCGCCAAACUCAAGAAGGAGGCCGGCGAGAUUACUGCCAACGGUGCUGCUACUGAUGACGGCUCUGCUGCCCCUCCUGCCACCGCCACCCCUACUCCUCGCAAGCGCAAGUCCAAGGCCAAGUCCAAGAAGGCCACUUCGGACGAUGACGACGAUGAUGAAGGUACUCCCCUGACCAAGAAGACCAAGAAGUCUCAGAAGGUCAUCAAGGCUGAGGAUGAGGAUGAGGAAGAGGCUGAGGCUUGA